Punica granatum (pomegranate) is the source of this 757-nucleotide messenger RNA. Lineage: Eukaryota; Viridiplantae; Streptophyta; Magnoliopsida; Myrtales; Lythraceae. The record is from RefSeq and is a predicted model, not a curated record.
AUGAAUCUACGAUAUCUCCGAUUUCAUUUUCGUCCAUUGUUGAUUCUUGAGAGAGCUGCAGACCGACCGCGGAACGACGAAUCAGAAGAAGAAGAAGACGAUGAGGGCUUACCGUUUGAGGAGUCACCUCCUUCUACCAGCUCUAAUGGCGGUCCUUUUGUCCUCAGGGAUCGGCCCGGACCAUGCCCGAGCUUCCAAUUCGGCUCCCGCCUUCGUUCAGAACGUCAUCUACUCCAACAAGAUCGCCAUUUUCUCCAAAUCUUACUGCCCGUACUGUAUGCGCGCCAAACUCAUAUUCAGUGAACUACGUGAGCAACCGCACGUAGUAGAGCUUGAUCUUCGAGAGGACGGAUCCGAGAUUCAACGUGCUCUCCUAGAUUUGACGGGAAGGCGCACUGUCCCACAAGUAUUCGUGAACGGCAAGCUUGUCGGCGGUUCUGAUGAUCUUACAGCUGCAUUCAUGAGCGGACAACUCCAGAAACUUCUGAGCAGUAGCUGAUUGAUGGGGACGCCUACUGGUAAUGAGAAAGUUCCGUCUACGUUGAGACCCCUCUUCUGGCGCAGGCUUACAUCUACAGAACAGGCAGCGAGCAAGAUUACUUUGUUAGCUUAGUUUAGUGCAGUAAGAUGUAUAUAACUCUGCUUCACGUCUUUGUUGGAUCAAGUUUUCGGAUAGUUUGGGGUCAACAAUAUUCAGAGACGCAUGUAAGGCAAAAAAUAAAAUAAAAGAUGCAUUUGCGCGGUUCUUGUUAAAUCA